AUGGCACCUCCCACCUCGACCUUCCACCUCGAUGUCGAGGCUAUUUCUGGAAUCUGCGGAUCCAUCUCCAUUGCUUGCUGGGUCGUCGUCUUCUCUCCCCAGAUUAUCCAAAACUUCCAGCGCGGAAAUGUGGAUGCCCUGUCCAUCCAAUUCAUCAUUGUCUGGCUGCUCGGUGAUGUCUUCAACAUUAUUGGAGCCGUGAUGCAGGGCGUUCUGCCUACAAUGAUCAUCCUUGCCAUCUACUAUACCCUCGCCGAUAUAGUCCUGCUUCUCCAGUGCUUUUACUAUCGCGGCUUCACCUGGAAAGACCCAGCCCCUACACCCAAGCCCGACAACACGUCGAACGAGCGAACGGCCCUCCUCGACGUACCACAAGAACGCAGAGGAUCCGAUUGGACUGGGCUGUCACCCGCUGUCCCUCAUUUCGGUGAACCACCUAAGGAGUCGCCGCCACCUCCAACGGUGGUUCAAACCCUUUUAUGGAACUCGUUGAUUGUGCUCAUGGUCUGCGCUGCCGGGGUGCUCGGCUGGUUUCUCGGCGAACGCGCUAAAGGCCCGCGUGAGCACAAGCCGGAAACGAGCAAUGACGAGCUCGAGUUCAACAAAGUCGGUCAGUUUUUUGGGUACCUCUGCGCCGUCGCCUACAUUGCGUCGAGGAUGCCCCAACUCAUUCUCAACUACCGCCGUAAAACGACCGAGGGCUUGAGCAUGCUAUUCUUUCUUUUCGCCUGCCUCGGCAACAUCACAUAUGUGCUCUCCAUCUUUGCUUAUGAGCCCAACUGCGGCGAGAAACGCUGCAAGAACGGCGAGGCUGGCCGGAUCUAUGCCAGGUACAUCCUCGUCAAUCUCAGCUGGCUAGCUGGUGCUCUCGUAACGCUCUUCAUGGACUUUGGCGUCUUUGCUCAGUACUUCAUUUAUAAGACGAAUGACGACGAGCAAUUCACGUCAGAAGAUGAAGAGGAGAGUGCUACGGAUAGCGUCCAGAUCAAUGGCCGCGCGAAUGGCCACAACGACCGGCCUCAGGCCGAAAGCUGGGACCAGAGACCGUUACUACAGCGGCACGACUCGAACCAUCGCUAA
This is a messenger RNA of Cordyceps fumosorosea ARSEF 2679, 1080 nucleotides long. RefSeq names its product PQ loop repeat protein. The transcript is spliced from 4 exons. NCBI's taxonomy places the organism in Eukaryota, Fungi, Ascomycota, Sordariomycetes, Hypocreales, Cordycipitaceae. The coding region runs from base 1 to 1080 and encodes 359 amino acids. The record is from RefSeq and is a predicted model, not a curated record. Gene Ontology annotation, cellular component: fungal-type vacuole membrane. Gene Ontology annotation, biological process: basic amino acid transmembrane export from vacuole.